Anopheles stephensi (Asian malaria mosquito) is the source of this 4712-nucleotide messenger RNA. It is a transcript of the gene Ork1, whose product is annotated as open rectifier potassium channel protein 1. Gene Ontology annotation, cellular component: membrane. Lineage: Eukaryota; Metazoa; Arthropoda; Insecta; Diptera; Culicidae. Bases 1695 to 4334 code for a protein of 879 amino acids. Gene Ontology annotation, biological process: potassium ion transmembrane transport; stabilization of membrane potential. The record is from RefSeq and is a predicted model, not a curated record. Gene Ontology annotation, molecular function: potassium ion leak channel activity. The transcript has 8 exons.
ACAGUGUUAAGAAGCGGGCUAAUUCCGCAGUUUUAACAGUGCAUAUUCUUAAUGGAAUAGCGACAACCGAUAGUGAUGAAAAAAAAAACCCUUGCCACUGAUAGAAAAGCAUGAACGCGCGCGUGUGGCUUAUCACAGAGCGAACGAACGAACGAACGAAGUGUGUGUGUGUGUGUGUGUGUGUGUAGACGGGAGGCGUUGGAAUGCUCCGCUUUUUUCUGCUGACCAGCGACAAAUAAGCUAAGCCUCUGCAAGCACAUUAUUGUUCGAAGUUUCCCCGUCAAGCGUGAAGAAAAUGUCCCAAAGAUCGAUCCAUCUGUAGGUGUUUGCCGAGUUUACCGAUCGCAUUGGUCCUUUCGAAUUUGUGGGAGAAGCCUUUUCCACCAAUCGAUCACAUUCCCUUCAACCAGUCCCAGCCCGAAACAUGUAAAAGGCACCCUAGCGGGGGUACCUGUGAACAGUGUGGAGCACGUGGAAGAUGUACUAUGGCCUGCUCUGAAAAUUCUCUCAUCAACUCCGUUCCCGUUCCGUUUUACGUGCGUCUACUGUUGCUGCUGCUGUUACGAUUGGAUCUACCGGAAAGGGCUGGCCACUAUCGCAGCCUGGUCUCCCAUGAAUGACAGCAAUUUCCGUCCCAAAAACCGAAUCCCCUCAGUGAUCGGUCGAUUAGCUAAAGUGCUGCGGGUUCAAUUGUUUACAUUGUGUACAGUGUGUGUUUCGCCCGGUGAAAAGCUUCUCAGCUUCCAGAUCGCACCAGCUUGAUCUGCAAUCAAACACGCACCGAGAAUAAGUAAUAGUUUGCAAAAGUGAUAAUUGAUAAAAAGUAUCAUCGGCUGUGUGUGUGUGUGUGACGAUCGUGACGUGUGCAGUGUGGCAAGGAGUUGCAGGAGCUAUCUGAUUGUGCAGGUACGUUCGCGUGCAAUCAGGCAUAGAUAUCGGGCUGACUGUGGACGGACGGGUAGAAAAGUUUAUCGCAUGCACCGCUGUUACAACUGAUGCGUACCUGCCAUCAGGCCUCACCGUUCAGCCACACAGUGUUGCCGUGUUGCCGGUGUGAUCCCGAUCGCAGACGGAGGAUGUGUACGCAGCACAGGAGAUAAAAAAGGUAGAUCUCAGUGAAUCUCGCUGCUGGGCGUAAGGUGAGAAGCUUUACCCCGUCCUAGACCGAUCGAAACCGAACGGCAGUGACUGAAACGAGCGAAUCUGAAAGAAAACAAAAAAACCAGUACCGCGAAUGUGAAUGAAUGUGCGAAGGCAGGAAAGGAAGGAGGAGGAGGAUGGAAUUCUAGUCCCAAGGUGGAGGUUGAUCCCGCACGGUGGACCUCCGCAAAGUUUAUUCCAUCGUCGGAGCAGGUGGAGUGAUGUGGUGUAGCGUAUGCGUAUCGUAUUUGAUAUCCUAUCCGGGUGGUGCGGUUUGUGUGUAAGACGAGACUGUGCGUGUGUGUUACUACUGAUUCUUGCCUUGAGAUGUUGUGAUAGCGGUGUGUUUGGUGCAAAGGAAGUGUAAAGUGUAGUUUAAACAAUCGCAAAUUUGUAAGCGAGAAAGUGCGUGCAUACAAACCACCAUUUUAAAGUGCAUCUUAAUUGACAUAGUCUGUAAGGGUAGUGUAGGGUGUAGUGUAGGGGAACCCGUUUAUCUGAUCGCAGCACAGUCUUCUGGCCAAAGCAGUAGAUCGGUCAGCCAAUGGUCAACCAUGACGCCCAAAGAGUGGUUCGCUUUGCUCCUGUUUUAUGCUGCGUACCUGUUCAUGGGCGCCAGCGUGUUCUACCAUAUUGAAAAUGACCUGGAGAAGGAGCGGCGCGUGGAGGAGUUGGCGGAGAGGAUCGAAAUCAAUGAAAUGCUCGUGAAAUAUUUGUCACCCGAAGACCUGGCACUGCAGCGUAAGCUCAUUGGACGGCUGGACGACUACUGUGGCAGCCGGGUGACAAAUUACACCGAAGACGAAUACGAACCACCGUACGUUUGGGAUUUUUACCAUUCGUUUUACUUUGCCUUCAUCAUCUGUUCAACAGUGGGUUAUGGCAAUAUCUCACCUCACAACACGUUUGGACGAAUAUUUUUAAUCUUUUACGCCCUAAUUGGUCUGCCAGUGAACGGGUUCUUCUUUGCGUACGUUGGCGAAUUCUGGGCCCGUGGUUUUGUCCGGCUGUACCGCCGCUACAAAGCUUAUAAAUUAUCUGCCAACGCUCGGUACGCACCGCGUAGGAUCAGCUUUAUUGGACAGAUCGUUCUGUACCUCAUACCGGGCGUGAUCGUGUUCAUCUUCCUGCCGGCCUGCAUAUUUACGUACUUCGAGCAGUGGCCAUACGACGUUUCGGUGUACUAUUCGUUCGUAACGCUUACUACGAUCGGGUUCGGUGACUAUGCGGCCUCAUUCCAGCCGUCGCAGGAGCACGAGUUCGGGUCGCUGUUUACCGUCUACAAGAUAUUCAUCAUUUUCUGGUUUUUCGCCGGAAUCGGUUAUAUUUUUAUGAUUUUGGGCUUUAUUGCCAAAGGCAUAUCGCACAAAAAGAUAAUCGAGCUGGAAAAGCUUGUUGCAUCGAACCUGAAGGAAACGCAGCACCGUGUGUGGAACGGAGUUACCAAAGACAUUAGCUACCUGCGCAAGAUACUGAACGAGGUUUACAUGCUUAAGUUUAAGCCCGUGUACGAGGAACCUUCGGACCGGUUGUUGAGUCUCUCGAAGAGUCGAUCCAGCUCCUGCCCGGAGCUGUCGAUGUAUCGUUCGCCAGAGCUGUGCAUCACUCGACGCAAGCGUGCCAACUCGGAAAGUGUGCUGGUGUUUUCGGAACCGAAGUCGCUGGAUAGUGGAUCGCUGGUGCGCCGCUUGUCGGACACCGCCCUGAAUCGUAUCAAUCGCGAGAAAACGUUCGGUGUACAGGCGUUGGUGCAGCCGGCCGAACUGUUGGCACGUGUUGUAACGGCGCUGGGGAAUAUUACGGCCAACCAGGACGACAAUCAGAGCUACCUCGAGCAAGCCUCACUGAAUGCGGGCGUGAACUGUUUUUCGGACUCACAAAUUUUGGCCAGCGAACGAACGUGGUCCGGCUGGUCAAUGAGUGGAUCGGACAAGAGUGCCUACCUGACGGCGCCUCCUAUGCGACCGCGAGCGGCAUCCGAUAUUGGACUUCCACCGCACGCUACAUCGCAGGAUGCAAAUGAGUGGACAUGGAGCGGUGGAGACAACAACCAAAUACAGCAGAUACUGACGAUUCGCCAGAAAGUGAAACAAAAAGACAACCUUCUGCGGGCGGCCCUGUCCAACACCGUCAACUUUGACUCUAGCCUCACGAUCAACGUCCCGCCGACCGGCGCCGAGAGCAAAGCGUCGGCCGUUAACCGCGGAAUGUUGCGCCGACUUAAUCCAUUCCGCAAGCGUUCGAAGACACCCGCUCCGGACCUGGAGGCUGGCCCGGGUCCGCUCGAUUCUUACCUAUCGGCCACGAGCAAGGGUCGCAGUUCGAUGUUCAAUCUACCUACCUCGUCCUAUCUGAUGGCAACAUCGCGUGGUCGGGGCAGCAUUCUUUCGAUGCCUCCACAGGAUGAGCAUCUGCUCGAAACGACCACCAUAGGCGAUCUGUUGCGUGCACUGGAGCGAAUGCACACGGACACGGUAACUGCCGGCGAUCAUCGGGGAAGCUUUGCCGACCAAAACGAUUCCUUCGGUCGCAAACGCACCCAGCAAUCGAUGGGUAGCGGGCAGAGUAAUUUACCAUCACUCUUAACACUGUUCACACCACCGAUCGAGCCUGGAUCACGGCGUGGCUCAAUAAAGCCCCCGCUGGGACGUACCGGAAGUUCGGGCUCGGCACCGAUUAUGCGACGACCAUCGUUCCGUCCAUCCAAUCCACCAUCCUACUCGGCCACCGUAUCGGGAUCUCCGGCCGGCGGUGGAAGCCCAACGCUUAGCGUCAUCAGUCCAUCGCCCAAACCGAUCCGGCGACGGUUCAGUGUACGGCCGUCGAAUCUCGCCUAUCCACCCGGCCACUGUCCCCGUCCGCUGGUCGGUGGAUCCGAACAGCUGGGUGCACCUCACAUCAACUCAUCGUCCCAAUCGUUGCACAACCUACCGACGACAACGUUGCAGCGAAGGCUGUCGUCCCGUCCGAGCCCGCUAGUCACGAACCAAUCGUCACACCUGACCGUCCCGACAGCAAUGGCAAGUGCGGCCGGAAUCGGUGCUUCCAGUGGGCAAGGUCAGUUCCGGUGGCGGCCGAAUCUGAUGCGUUCCGAUUCGGACCAAUCGGCAGCUCCGAGCGGAUUGCCGGUGCCGGGGAACGGUGGACGCAAUCGGCACAGUAGCUUAUCGAAUCUGUUCGAUCAGAAGCGCUAGCAGCGGAACGAGCUAGUCCGAUCACAUCACGUAAGCAAGAUAUUAGGGUUAGGGUUAGCAUCCGGCACCAGUGUGGAAGCCACCGUGGAAUGUAUCAGUAUUUCGUUUCGUUUGUCCUGCCGGAGCAUCGGAAGGACAGAACGGCUAGUAAUAUGAAGCUAUUUAUGAAACCAUUCGAUGCCAUUCACCAGACCAGUCAUUAUGAGUUUGUAGUUAUAGUUUGUAGCGCAAUCAAGUGAGAACCCAACCAGUGGGGAAACCCGUGGCCGUGGACCAGUGUGGCAGCAUGUGAAGCUGUCAGUCAGUGUGGCAUCCGCGACAGCGAAGAAGACAAGUAUGACGGAAUAAAUAUAAAAGUACGACAAGUGUAAAAAAAAA